Salpingoeca rosetta is the source of this 1628-nucleotide messenger RNA. RefSeq lists its product as uncharacterized. NCBI's taxonomy places the organism in Eukaryota, Choanoflagellata, Craspedida, Salpingoecidae. Bases 438 to 1628 code for a protein of 396 amino acids. The record is from RefSeq and is a predicted model, not a curated record. The transcript has a single exon.
GCUUUCGUGUGUGUCUUCUUCCAUCUUGGUGCACCAACAACAAACCAACACACCAACACACAAAGACCUGUCACAAUACAUCGCACACAAACCCAGCACCCACUUGCCGCACAACCUGACGGGCUUCUACUGCUUCCAGGCUUCCUCUCCCUCCUCACAUCACAGCACACAAGAAGCUCCCUUGCGCUUCUCCCCUCCCCCCCCCCAACUUUGUCAACAUUUUGCGCACACAGCUGUGUGCUUCAUUUCAUUUAUUGUCGUCACAGACAGCAACACUGCGACAAGCGAGCAAGCAAGCGAGUUGUCGGUGUUUACAUUCGCGCCACAUGCGUGACCACUCCUCUGUCGUCCCCACCGAAACACCGUGACACGGCUUCAUCAACACCAAGCAGCACCAGUGCAAACAAGCAAACACAAACAAACAAGCAAACACAGCCAUGCCACGCAGAGUCGCUGCCAGAGCAGACUCGACGCUGGACGAUGCGCUGCGACGCUGCAACUUUGAAGCCUUCUGGCAUGAGGUUGCUGUCCGUCGCCAGUCGUCGCCAGCUGCGCCAAGCCCAGGAGAUGACGCACAAGGUCCAAAGCCUGCCGCCCUGUUCACGUCCGCCUCAUCCCCUUCCUCCCCGCCACCAAACCCACGCCAACACGGCCACGCACGAAGCCGGUCAUCGCUGCCUGCGAUCGACAUGCUCACCGUCGGCGGCGCGCAGUCUCCAGCCACGCAACAGCCAUCCUCCAACAACAGGACACGCAGGGGCGCAAGCCACGACAGCAGCCCGCAGGCCGCGUUCAAGCUGCGACGGCACACCAGUGCCGAUGUCCAUCUCGGCACCACCACCACCACCACCACCACCACCACCACCACCACCGGAGCGGCGUCGGAUGACCACGACCUCGACCGCUUCAAUGGCGGGGGCGUGAGUCGGGACGUGCCCAGGCGCGGCGGCCGCCGGCGAGCCACGCGGCGACGCGGGUACGGCGGGUUUGCAACGCUCCUCACCACCACUGUCAACCAACACGCGGAGCUGUGUGCGCCCUCGGGCCAUCACAAUGACAACCAUGAUGUCGAUGCUGUCGAUGCUGUCGAUGCUGUCGAUGCUGUCGAUGCUGAUGUGGAUGACGAAGCAGCAGACGUCGCCUAUGGGUUGCGGCGGCCGUCGACAGCGCCCGCCAACCUCACGUCGUCCCCUCGACACAGCUCCCGCCGCACAGGCGUAGCACCACGCCUUGCCAUCGCAGCCACACUCUCGGUGGAAGACGGGCUGGGGCCUCUGCCACCGUUUUCUCCACCCACACCAGCCACACCGCCGUCAACGGCAGCGUCCUCAGCGACGGCCAGUACAGCGAGCAUAGCCACGGACCCCGUCUCCUCGCCUCGCCGCCCCGUCUUCACGUUUGAGAACGCUGGCCAUGGCGAUCACAGCGACCAGAAGGAGAGCCACGCACCUGCAAGCGUGGACCACCACCACCACCACCCGCGGUCGGCGCCACCACUGCAACCACACGGCAGCGGCGUGGACGAGAGUGGGCGCGGCGUGUCUGCCGCUGUGUGCACGACUCCGGGCGAUGCUGGCGCGCCGCUACAACCGCCUGUGUGCAGUCCUUCCAAGCAGACAACGCUGUAA